GUUCACACUUCACAGACUUCAUUGUUUCUGUUUGGCGCUUAUGCAGCACGUUGUAAUGGGUUAAGAUGUCCGGAGUGGGUUGUGUGACCCGAUGCGAAUCGCGGCCUCGAUGGCCAUGCAAAUCGCUCUUUGCUCUCGGAAACAAGCAUUGACAUGCACCAGGUUGGACCCAUCGACCAUCCAUCGCAGCCCUUGGCCCCUUGCUUCGAAUUCAUGGCUCAGAGGCACCGGAGUACGUAACUUGGCACAAUCAUCAAUGCACACAUCGUGCUCCACACGUUAUCGCAUGGCCAGUGGGUUGUUCUUCAACCAUGUCUCACACCGCAUGGUGUCUCACGGGUCGCGGCCACGAAAGCUGUUUCGUCUUUGUCGAGGACCGUGCAUCGCAUAAUAUCGAUAGCAGUGCGACGAGCACAGACAGAAGCUGUGAUCGGUCCGGCGUCGUGUUGCAAAUGAGCAGCCUGCCGGCUCCACGCCUGGCUAUUUGCCGUGGGGCGGGACGGCUGGGGUCACGUUAGCGUAUCGGUGAUCGACAUGACGAUUUCCUCAAGAUUACAAGACCGGGAAGCUGCCCGUCAAGGUCUCCAAACUCAUCACCGCACUCGGUCCGCAGCAUCUUCAGCCGUAGAUUGCCUGGGCUGCGCACAUGCAAGCUACGUGCACAGCCUUUGGAGGCCGUGACGCACGCGAUGCUGUUCACUUGGCGUACUCACCGCGAGGAUAGCAGCUGGCUACAAUCGAGAAAACGGCAUGAUCCGUAGAUCCCAGCGCCAUAUACAAGUAAAGGGGGAGCCUGGGAAGUCCAUGCCGCCGGCUCUCCGCAGCCUCCUAGGAAGCAAAAGUGCUUUAGACUUCCAAGGGACCCUGGGCUUUCACCAUUGCGGAGACCCCAUUCAGUAAUUAAUGAUAUCCUCUAGGCUCUAAUUAGCACUUGUAUAGGUACCCUGGUAAGUACUAAUCUCUCAUCUACGUACUCCGUAGUAAUACAAGUAUUGCGAGCAUGUAAUUAAGAUGGGG
Emericellopsis atlantica is the source of this 1017-nucleotide messenger RNA. RefSeq lists its product as uncharacterized. The coding region runs from base 92 to 391 and encodes 99 amino acids. The transcript has a single exon. The record is from RefSeq and is a predicted model, not a curated record. Lineage: Eukaryota; Fungi; Ascomycota; Sordariomycetes; Hypocreales; Bionectriaceae.